Messenger RNA from Brassica oleracea var. oleracea, 2805 nucleotides. RefSeq lists its product as uncharacterized. The transcript has a single exon. The record is from RefSeq and is a predicted model, not a curated record. NCBI's taxonomy places the organism in Eukaryota, Viridiplantae, Streptophyta, Magnoliopsida, Brassicales, Brassicaceae. Gene Ontology annotation, biological process: meristem development; meristem maintenance. Bases 87 to 2603 code for a protein of 838 amino acids.
UUCCAGCUCUAGAGCUCCAUCACCACUUCUGCAACACCAUUGUUUUAUUUUCAUCUUGACUUUCUUUCAAAUUUCGAACACCAAAAAUGAGAAAAAAGACAAAGCUUUCAUCUUGCUCGUCUAACGAAGAUCUUGUUGAAGAGAGAGAAGAGCUGAUGGUAUCUCUCUCUGAAAACAGAGUUUCUCUGCCCCACGUUCAAACCUCAAACACCAAAUCGAAAAAGAAAGAGGAGAAAAGCAUAAAAAUUUCUCUUUCAUCUUCUUCUCCAGCAGCAGUUGAAGAACUUGUUGAAGAGAGAGAAGAUUUCAUGGUGCUUCCCUCUGGAAACAGACGACCUAGCAGAAGCAGAGAAAAAAACCAUCUUUUGAAACCCUGUUUCACCACAUCUCAACCUACUACUCUUCCUCCUCUUACUGACUUAAAGGCUCUGUCUUUGAGUGUUUCCUUCAACGGGUGGAGGUUUCCGAACGUAAAGUUCAAGUCUUGGGCUACAAAGAUGUCUGCUUUACACGAACCCACUUGGAAAAAAGCUGGGAUUCUCCAAGCAGUGGCUGCGUCCACACUAAAAAUCAUUAAAGACACAGAUCUAGUUCUUGGUGUUGCUGAGAAAUGGUGUCCUGACACCAACACCUUUGUGUUCCCUUGGGGUGAAGCAACGGUAACAUUAGAGGAUGUGAUGGUUCUUCUAGGGUUUUCUGUUUUGGGUUCUCCUGUUUUUGCUGCUCUGGAUAGCUCAGGAGAGAAGAUUUUAAGGGAACUGGAGAAAGAAUGGGUCAAGAUUAAGAGAGAUAGAGUCAGUUUCGUAACUCAAGUUGCAUGGAUGGGGAGAUUCAUGGACAGUGGCGAUGAUGAGGACGAGCUUGAGCAUGUGGCUUUCCUUGUCUUGUGGUUAAGCUACUUUGUAUUUUCAUCACGCUAUUAUCAUAUAGAUGAGGCUGUUUUGCCUAUAGCUGUUCAUCUUUCAGAAGGUGUUAGGAUUGCUUUGGCUCCAGCUGUACUUGCUCACUUGUAUGCUGACUUAACUCUCUUGAAAGACCACACUAGAGACUCCUCUAACGACAAGAUUGAGCUGAAUGCUUUGUUUAAGUUGGUCCAAGUUUGGACAUGGGAGAGAUUCAGGGAACUAAGGCCAAAGCCUAAUCUUCUGCUACAAGGUCAGCCAAGAUUGGCUCGUUGGGAUGACGUGGAACAGGGAGACACUGAUGUGAGACAGAUACUGGACAACUCAAAGAUGGACAGUUUUGAGUGGAGACCAUUCACAAAAGCUGUGAAAAACUGGCAGCUCCCUAAGUUUUACCCUGAGAAAGCAAUGUGGGUUCCUGUUGGUCCUGAUCUUGAUGAGGAAUUCAUCUCCUUUGCUCGAUGCAUCAAGGUGUCUGAGCUUGUUGGUGGAAUGAAUUGUGUGGAACACUACUUUCCCAACGGAGUGGCUUCACAGUUUGGUCUGCUUCAGGAUGUUCCUUGUCUUGUUAACAGGAACAACCUCUCGGAGGAGGAAGCUUGGAACGAGUACGACAAGCCUAUUGAGGAUUUGACAUUGUUCAUCCCUUCACGUUCUGCGGUACCUCGUGUCACCUCAAUGUUCUGUGACUGGUGGAGGAAGCCGUUUCCACAACUCCAGCAUUCACUGAAGGGAAAGUGUGUUGGUGGUAACUGUGAUGAGACAUCUGCUUCAGGUUCUAGGAAGCGGAAUCGCAAGAAGAGAGUUUGUACUAUGGGUUGUUGUCAGACACAUGACAGUGAUGAUGAUGAAGAUCUUAGCAUUACCAUUGCUCAAAUUAGGAGAUUUAGUAUUAAGAAGUGCAGUGGUGGAGAAGAUGGUUCUGAACCGCUUGGUAAGAAGAGUAGAUUUGAGGCGGAUAACAAUGAUUUGGGCUUUCAUCAGGAGCUUGGUUUGGUAAGAGCUGAUGAAAAUGAAACUGUUCAACCACCAGAGAAAGAGCAAAGGAAUGAAGGUAAUGAUGAAACUGGGAAGGAUAUGGAUAUGAGCUCAAAUGAUGAAAACAACUCUUCAGAUCCUCCUCUUGGUUUUGAUGAUGCAACUCAUGACAUUCUUGUGUCACCACCGCCAGAGACAAGGCAAACGUGUGAUGAUGAGCUUGAUGUACAUGGAAGAAAUGUGGAGAAGAUGUCUAUGCCAGAUGAUGGCAGCAAGGAGCCAGAGUGUCUGCUUCAUGAAGAUGGUGGCAUGGCUGGAGAGAAGGCGAGCUCAGAGAAGAAAGAAAAUGACAGUUUGAUCCAGAAAAAGAUUGCAUCAAAUGCAGACAACAAUGAACCAACUCCUUAUCAAAAUCUUGCCCCGGGAGGUUCUGAAGUAGCUGGUGAGUCAAAGAGAAACGAAGAUGUUGGUGAUGAAACUGUCCUUGGAAGUGAAGAACCAUUGAAAUCCAGUGAGAAGUUAGAAAAGAGAAACGAAGAUGUUGGUGGUGGGAAUGACUCAUAUGAAAAGAGUCUACACAACGUGAAGAAGCUUGCAUCGUCGAUAGAGGGGCUGGCAUUGUCAAUAGACGAGGGUAUUGCUAAGGCUGAAAGAAAUGUGGCAUGGUUGAAAGCAAUGAGAGCCGCAAAACAGAAGAAAAUUGCAGCAGCUCGUUUGAUCUAAGGAAAGUUCAAUGAUGUUUUGGGGAGGUCAAAUGCAAGUAGAAGAAUAUCAAGUUAUCAACCAUCUAUCGUAACUGUGUUGUCUUUUCUUUAUGCUUUAGUAUCUUUUGAAAGACUGGUUUGUUUAAGUGUUUCCUUUUGUAUGUUUUGAACUCAGUUAUGAGCUUAUUGCUUCUUGCUUUUUGUAAGAUCAAAUUUGGCUU